AUGGGUUUUGAUGUCAUUCUUGGGAUGGAUUGGUUGUCAUCCUUUUGGGCGGUUAUAGAUUGUUUCAAGGGCAGGGUAUUUGUUUGUACUUCGGAAGAAGAUUGCUUUUGCUUUGUGGGAGAUUGGAGCGAUUCCCUCAUUUCUUCAUUCUACGGCAUUAGAGAUGAUGACGAGUUUUGCGGGGAUUUUUAUCCAGCAGUUGCGUGCGACUUUCUGGAUGUGUUUCCUGAAGACUCGACAGAGUUACCGCCACAUAGAGAAGUGGAGUUUGCUAUUGAUCUCAUGCCUGGUACAUCACCCAUUUCUAUGGUGUCGUAUCGUAUUGCAUCGACGAAAUUGGAGGAGUUGAAGAAGCAGUUGAGGGUAAAGGAAGGAGACAUUUUGAAGACCGCUUUUUGUACACGGUACGGUCAUUAUGAGUUCCUAGUCAUGCCAUUUGGUUUGACAAACGCACCGGCGAUGUUUAUGGACUUAAUGAAUAAUGUCUUCCACGCUUAUGUUGAUAGGUUUGUUGUUGUGUUCGUGGAUGACAUAUUAGUGUACUCACCGUCUAAGGAGAAGCAUGAGAUGCAUUUAAGAAUAGUGUUGCAAAUUCUGAAAGAGCAUCGGUUGUAUGCGAAGAAUGAGAAAUCCACGAUGAAAAGCAAACUGUUGUUUUCGAGACUUCCAAAUUUUCUUGCACUCAUUCUUUUCUAUCUGUCCCCAACACCUUCUUUCGCGGCCAAAAAGUCAUACAUUGUGUACAUGGGAGGUCAUUCACAUGGCAGAAAAAUGACAGAGGCAGCUCUCGGCAAGGUCUCAGAUUCUCAUUACGAGUUCCUUGGAUCAUUCUUGGGAAGUAAAAAAGAGGCCAAAGAUGCCAUAUUUUACUCGUACAAGGCUGACAUCAACGGCUUUGCUGCAGUGCUUGAUGAGGAGCAGGCAGCUAAUAUUUCGAGGGAUCCAAAUGUUGUGUCUGUUUUCUUAAAUAAAAGGAUAAAAUUGCACACAACCCAUUCGUGGAAUUUUCUUUCCCUAGAAAAUAAUAACGGUGUUGUUGACUCGAAUUCCUUGUGGAAGAAAGCCAAUUAUGGAGAAGAUAUCAUCAUAGGAAAUAUUGAUAAUGGCGUCUGGCCUGAAUCAGAGAGCUUUAAUGAUGAAGGAUAUGGACCGGUUCCAUCAAGGUGGAAUGGAAUAUGUCAGAAUAACACCAAACGUGGAUUCUCUUGCAAUAAGAAACUAAUCGGAGUUAGGUACUUCUACAAAGGAUUUACUUCCACAUGUAACAUUAAAGACCAUUCCAAUUUCUCUGCGCGAGACUAUAACGGCCACGGAACUCACACACUAUCAACAGCAGGUGGGAACUUUGUCCCAAGAGCAAGUGUGUUUGGCAUUGGCAAUGGAACCGCAAAAGGUGGUGCACCUAGAGCUAGAGUGGCUGCUUAUAAGGCGUGCUGGCCGCCAAGUAAGGGAGAAUGCUUUGAGGCUGACAUCCUCAAAGCCUUCGAUCAAGCCAUACAUGAUGGCGUCGAUGUGCUUUCAGUUUCUCUUGGUUUCGAUGUUCCCCAUGACUAUUUCAAUGAUGGUAUUUCAAUCGGGUCGUUCCAUGCUGCUAAGCAUGGCAUUGUCGUGGUGGCCUCCGCUGGGAAUGAAGGACCGGCGGCUGGUACUGUCAACAAUGUUUCACCAUGGAUAAUAACUGUUGGAGCGAGCACCAUGGAUCGUGAGCUUGGUGCUUACGUUGACCUUAAUAAUGGAAUGCGCCUCAAGGGAAAAGAUACUAGCUCCAAGCCAUUUCCAGAAGAUAGAUUCUACCCACUUAUUACCGGUGCACAAGCAAAAAAUGCCAAUGCGCUUACAACAGACGCUUUACUCUGUCAGGAAGGAACGCUCGACCCCCAGAAGGUAAAGGGUAAGAUCUUGGUUUGUCUUGUUGGAGAGGAUUCUGAAAAAAUUGACCAAGGACAACGAGCUGCUUUGGCUGGUGCCGUGGGGAUGAUUCAUUGUGAAAAUAAGACGACUGGCAUUGAAAAUGGUUCUGACGACAUUCAUGUUUUGGCAGCAUCACAUAUCAAUUACACAGAUUGUCUUGUUCUUCUUUCCUACAUCAAUUCUACCAAUAAUCCACUCGCUAUGAUUAAGCCAAUGGAAGAACUGCACACAAAGCCUGCUCCACUCAUGCCUGAUUUCUCCUCUAGGGGUCCAAACAUACUAACACCAGGAAUCCUCAAGCCUGAUAUUACUGCACCCGGAGUACAUGUCAUAGCUGCCUACACUGGAGCUACCAGCCCUACUUAUAAAGAUUACGAUCAACGCAGGACAUCCUUUAUCCAUAUGAGUGGAACAUCCAUGUCCUGUCCUCACGUAGCCGGAAUUGUAGGUCUUCUCAAGGCAGUUCACCCAGAUUGGAGUCCUGCAUCCAUUAGAUCUGCAAUCAUGACAACUGCAAGAACAAGAGAUAACACCCGCCAUCCAAUGCUAAAUCGAUCAAACAAUGGAACUUUUGCCAAGGCAACACCAUUUGAUUACGGUGCUGGGCAUAUACGGCCAAAUCUUGCAGCAGAUCCUGGAUUGAUCUAUGACAUAAAAGUUAAGGAUUACAAAGACUUCCUCUGUGCAAUAGGCUAUAAUAAAACUGUUGUCCGACUCUUUUCUAGGAGUCAUGUAUGUCCCAAUUCGACCAAUCCGCUAAGUAUCUUGAACCUUAAUUACCCUUCAAUAACUGUCCCUAAACUCUCCCGCCCAACCACCGUGACUCGAACAGUGAAGAAUGUUGGCUCAACCAGCACUUACACAGCUCGUGUUCGUUCACCACCGGGAUUUUCAGUUACUGUUGAACCCAAUAUUUUGAAAUUUAAGAGGCCAGGUGAAAAGAAAACCUUUUACGUGACUUUGAAAGCUAAAAGAAUUGGUGUUUCAAAAGGGUAUGCAUUUGGAGAAUUAUUAUGGUCAGAUGGUGUACAUAAUGUCAGGAGUCCAAUCACAGUUGCUAUUGAUCCCACACCUCCACCAAAGAGAGAGGAGAACAACGAGGACCAAUGCCUAGCAACCACAGUUCCUGCAGUUGCACAAAAUAAAAAACACAAUAAAUCGGAUUUGAAUGAAUGAUCAAUUAUACACUUAUCGUGAGGUUCCAACUUAAUUAAAUGUCAUGUUUUAUAUAGGGAUUAUAUUUAUUGGAUGGGGACAUUGGAAAGGAAGAUA
Cornus florida is the source of this 3183-nucleotide messenger RNA. RefSeq names its product subtilisin-like protease SBT5.4. NCBI's taxonomy places the organism in Eukaryota, Viridiplantae, Streptophyta, Magnoliopsida, Cornales, Cornaceae. The transcript has 14 exons. The record is from RefSeq and is a predicted model, not a curated record. Gene Ontology annotation, molecular function: serine-type endopeptidase activity. Gene Ontology annotation, biological process: proteolysis. Bases 1 to 3087 code for a protein of 1028 amino acids.